AUGGUUGAAGCAGACAAGAAGAGCCUUAUGGAGUACAGAUACCUAGGUAAUACUGGUAUUAAAGUAUCAGCAAUCUCAUUCGGAAAUAUGGUAAAUCACCUUGCUGAAAAUGCACAAGCUUCUCUCAAUGAAAUUGUUGCCAGAUGCUUAGAAUAUGGAGUUAACUUCUUUGAUACUGCUGAAGCUUACGCUGGUGGUUUAGCUGAGACUUAACUCGGACAAUCAUUCAUAGACCUCAAAGUUAGAAGAGAAGACAUUGUUGUAUCAACAAAGCUAUUUUUCGGAACUGAAGGAAUUUUUAGUAGUGCUAACCCUCCAGUUAAUGGACUUGGAUUAAGCAGGAAGCACAUCAUUGAGGGCACAAGAAACUCACUAAAGAGACUUCAACUUAGUUAUGUUGAUGUGAUUUAUGCUCAUAGAUAUGAUUAACAUACACCACUUGAGGAAGUGGUAAGAGCUUUCUCAUGGGUAGUCGAUCAAGGCCUUGCAUUUUAUUGGGGAACCUCAGAAUGGAACUCAGAUCAAAUCGCUGAAGCCAUCCUUUUUGCAAGAGCUCAUGGCCUCCAUGAACCUGUUACUGAGUAGCCUUAAUACAGUAUGCUUAUCAGAGAUAGAUUUGAAAAAGAGUACGGAACAACUAUCUUCGAAAAAUAUAGAUAUGGAUCUACCGUUUGGUCUCCAUUAGGUUAAGGUGUGCUUACUGGAAGAUACAAUGAUGGAAAUGUAGCUGAAGGAAGAUUCACUCAAGAUCCAACCUUUAAGGAUUUCAUUCUAGGAUAAUUCUUCUCCCCAGCAAAGAAGGAAAAGAGCAUCUAGAUUUUACAAGGAUUAGCAGAACUUUCUCAGGAACUAGGAUAUACUUAAUCUUAACUAGCUCUUGCUUGGGCUCUUGCUAACAAAGAUGUGAGCACAUUGAUCCUAGGAUUCUCCAAGGUCUCCUAUGUUGACGAGAAUUUGAAGGCUUUAGAGUUGUAUAGAAAGUGGAAUAAGGAAAUCGAACAAAAAUGCGAAGCUCUCUUAUCAAACCAACCACAAGGAACCACGGACUACAGAACAUUUGCACCCAAUGCAACCAGAAGAACUCAUGCUGUAUUCAACAAGAAAUGA
This is a messenger RNA of Stylonychia lemnae, 1107 nucleotides long. Lineage: Eukaryota; Ciliophora; Spirotrichea; Sporadotrichida; Oxytrichidae. The record is from the annotation of a GenBank genome assembly.